This is a messenger RNA of Octodon degus (degu), 1825 nucleotides long. It is a transcript of the gene Gprin2, whose product is annotated as G protein regulated inducer of neurite outgrowth 2. Gene Ontology annotation, cellular component: plasma membrane. The coding region runs from base 1 to 1377 and encodes 458 amino acids. The record is from RefSeq and is a predicted model, not a curated record. The transcript has a single exon. Gene Ontology annotation, biological process: neuron projection development. Lineage: Eukaryota; Metazoa; Chordata; Mammalia; Rodentia; Octodontidae.
AUGAGCUCCAGCCGUGAGCCAGGUUCCAGGUACCCCCAGAGCCCCCGCCCACAAGCCCUGUCCCAGAGCUCUUCCAGUCUACUGUGUGAAGGCCAUGGGCAGAGGCCAGAGCUCCGCAAGAGUGUCAGCAGCACCGUGUGGCGGGCCCAACAGGGCGAGGCCAGUACUGCACCCCAGGCUCCGGAGGAAGAGGGGCACCCACCUGAGAGCCCUGAAACGAAGGCCCAGGUCCCCAGCUCCCAGGCCCCUAUCCCCCAGCCGCAGGCUGUGGGCCACUGGCGGAGCAGCACAGUGGGCAAUGUGUCCAUGAUGGGCAGUGGGGACCUUGGCCGCUUGCGGGCUCCCAGUGUGGCUGCGGUGCAGAGGAGCCACUCGGACCUGGCCCGUAGUGUCCAGACCAGGGGACACAAUGGGGCCCGGAAGGCCAGCCUUAGCUGCUCAGCCCUUGGUGGUGGCUCCCCAGUGCACAAGGCUCAGCUGCAGCCUGGAGGUGUUUCUGGCCAGGUUGGCCCAGCCCCUGCAGCUGUGGGAGAGGACCUGGCUCCAGAAGAUGGGACUUCUAACUCAGCCUGGGUGCUGGGGGACAGUCAAGUGUGGAAGCCAGCACUAGAGCCAGGGGACAAAGCUUCCCUCAGUGAAAGUCUCCAGGCUGAGUCCAAAGCCACUGGACAGCUGGCUACUGCCUCCUGCCACACUCUGACCCCUGCUGCCCUGCUCUGCAGCAUGAGGGAGGUGGUGACCAGCAGCUGCUGCCAUGCUAUGCCUGCCACAGGGAUCCUGGCCUUUCCCAAACUGGUGGCAUCAGUGAGCGAGUCUGGGCUUCAGGCUCAGCAUGGUGUGAGAUUUCACUGCAUGGCACCUGGGCUGCUCCCUGGGCACACCCACUGCUGCACCCACCCAUGGAGCCCCGCAGUGCCAGCCACAGAACCUGGCUGUAGGACCAAGGAUGUGUGGACCAUGACUUCUGCCAGUGACCUGGCACCUGCAUUGGCCUCGGCCCAAGAUGCUGGUGUGCAGGUGGCCCCAGUGGCAGCUUGCAAGGCAGUGGCCACCAGCCCAUCCCUAGCAGCCUCGGCCCUGCACAUGUUCCCCGAGGUAACACUAGGGCCCAGCCUAGAGGAAGCACUGUCUCCCGUACGGGAUGUGCGGUGGGAUGCUGAGGGCAUGACAUGGGAGGUGUAUGGAGCUUCGGUGGACCCUGAGGUGCUGGGUGUGGCCAUCCAGAAGCACCUGGAGAUGCAGUUUGAACAGCUGCAGCGGGCACCAGCCAGCGAGGACAGCCUGUCCACUGAGGGCCGGAGGGGCCCACUGCGUGCUGUCAUGCAGUCCCUGCGGCGCCCCAGUUGCUGCGGCUGCUCCAGUGCAGCCCCUGAAUGAAGAACUGUAGUCCUGGAGCUGGCUGGCCCAUUGACUUGGCCCUAUGCCAGAACCAGGGACAGCAGGGCCCCAUGCCACCCAGAGCUGUGGCGUGUGGGCGCAUCUCUUCCCUGAACAUAGACUGCUUCUAGACCACAGGAUGCAGCCUGUGGCUUCCAGUUCCAGAGCAGAGCUGGUUUUCAAGGGCUUGAUUCCCAAGGGCCACAUCCAAUUCUAGGCUUUGGGCCUUGGGCAGGAUUUUUGCACUGUGCAUAAAGCAAGAUUCUGGCUUUUCUGUAAAAAUACUUGACCUGCUGUUCAGUCUACCCUCACAACUUCAUCAUGUUUCCUCUAGGACUCUCAGUGGCUUUAUUUUAAAGCAUUUCUUAGAAAGAAUGAAUUCUUAGGUUAAAAGGAGGGUCCCAAAGUGACAGGUUCACCUGGCCACUGUGUGUGGUGGAUCUGGGGA